Papaver somniferum (opium poppy) is the source of this 1631-nucleotide messenger RNA. RefSeq names its product PI-PLC X domain-containing protein At5g67130-like. The coding region runs from base 210 to 1433 and encodes 407 amino acids. The transcript has 9 exons. Gene Ontology annotation, biological process: lipid metabolic process. Gene Ontology annotation, molecular function: phosphoric diester hydrolase activity. Lineage: Eukaryota; Viridiplantae; Streptophyta; Magnoliopsida; Ranunculales; Papaveraceae. The record is from RefSeq and is a predicted model, not a curated record.
AGAAAUCUUUUCGUUUUUUUUUUCCUUCUGUUUUUCCCUUUUCAAAAGUUAGUAACUGAAUAUUUGUUUUCAUAUUUGUUUUCGUAUUUGUUUCUGAUCAGAAAAACAAAAAUCAAAAACAAACAAAACCUUAGAGAGAGAGAUUGAGAGUGAAAAACCCAAUAACAAUUCCCUCUCCCUCUCCAUCUCUCUCUGUGCAGCCAGAAUCAAUGAAGAAAUCUUUGUAUAUCGCCAUUGUUGCAACUUUGUUGUUUGCAACUCAUUUCUUCAUCUCUGCUUCCGCUCUCAAGGUGGGACAAACUUGUGCCAAAAAUUCAAACUGUGAUGCAGGAUUACAUUGUGAAACUUGUGUUGCUAGUGGACAUCCUAGACCAAGAUGUACUAGGAUUAAACCUACUAAUCCCAUUUCAAAAGUGAAAGGAGCUUUACCAUUCAACAAGUAUACAUGGCUAACAACUCACAAUUCGUUUGCACUUCUGGGACAAAAAUCUCAAACUGGAUCGAAUAUUAUAACUCCGGAGAAUCAACAGGAUUCCAUCACUAGUCAGCUCAAUAAUGGAGUUCGUGGUUUAAUGCUUGAUAUGUAUGAUUUCAACAAUGAUAUCUGGUUGUGUCACUCAUUUGGAGGGAAAUGCUAUAACUUCACUGCAUUUCAACCUGCUAUCAACGUGCUGAAAGAGAUUCAAGUCUUUCUGGAUGCAAACCCUUCAGAGGUCAUAACCAUCUUCAUUGAGGAUUAUGUCGCAUCUCCUCAGGGCUUGACUAAAGUCUUUGAUGCCGCUGGCCUAAGGAAAUACUGGUUCCCAGUUUCAAGGAUGCCUAAAAACGGCGAAGAUUGGCCUACCGUAGAUGACAUGGUUCAGAAGAAUCAACGACUAGUGGUCUUUACCUCCAAAUCAGCGAAGGAGGCUGCUGAGGGUAUAGCACACGAGUGGAGAUACGUUGUAGAAAACCAAUAUGGUAAUGGUGGGCUGAAGGCAGGUUCCUGUCCAAAUCGUGCAGAAUCAUCUCCCAUGAACACGAAAACAAGGUCACUUGUCCUACAAAACUAUUUCCCUGAUAACCCAGACCUAGCGCAAGCAUGCAAACACAAUUCAGCUCCACUGAUUAGCAUGUUGAAGACCUGUGGUGAGGCGGCAGGGAAUCGGGUGCCAAACUUCAUAGCUGUUGAUUUCUACAAGAGAAGUGAUGGAGGAGGAGCAUCAGAGGCUGUAGAUGUCGCAAACGGUCCGCUUUGCGGAUGCACCAGCAUUUCCUAUUGCAGGGCAAAUGCAACUUUUGGAACAUGUGACAUUCCACCAAAGGCGGCCGAAACACCUGAACCAGCACCAAGUCGGAAAUCUGGUAAUGCUUCCUCAGAUGGAACAUCUAUUAAGCUGCGGUGGUUCUUUGGAGCGGUUUCAUCGAGCAUGCUUUUGCUAUCAUGGCUGUAAAAUUUAUGGGAGUUCUUUACUAUUUUCCCAUUUAGCACUGCACGAAAAGAUUAACGAUACAAGUAAUACAACCCAGCUGGGUUUAGUUUUGUUUACUUAUAUUUUUAGCUAUACUAUCUGGCAUAUUUAUAUGUAGUCCGCUUGUAUAGUAACAAAAAUUCUGAACAAAUUAUCCAUUAGCUGCUUAACAGGCACAGU